UCACAGGGUGUGUUCGACGCAGGUUUUGUGUCAUGUCUCUUGAGUUAAAGUUCUGUGUUUUAAGUUUUCUUUUUCUAUUUUUUUCUGCUGAGAGACUGAUGUUGAGUUUAGUUGAGAGACUGAUGCACCUGAUGCAGAUGCUAAAGAGGGAAACUUUAGCAUCUGUCCAACAUGUUGUGUUAAAGUAUCAGUAUCAGAUGUUUUGAGAAUAAAACUCUGAGAGAAAUUACAGAUCUGAUCCCACUUCAAGUCAGCCGCAGACUGAAACAGCUGCAGCUUUGAUAAUAGCAAGUCUCUGAACUAGUUCAGUGCGCACAGGGACAACAUAACAACAUUGUCAUGCCCUAUUGUAAUAAGAAGAUACAGCCUGUUGUGGUAAAGUCUGGACUUAAUUGAAUUGUAUUGCGAGCUUCUGUCUUAUGAGCAACACAAAGCUGCCAGGAGAGCACUUAGGACAGCGUGCCCGGAUCCCAGCGUCAGGAGGCUUUAGCUGAGGCGCAUACAAUCACAAUAAUAUGGGUAGAAUUUUUAAUAUUGCCCUGACACUGCUCCCUAAAGCAAUCACAGCAAACUCACAGCGUAGGGGUGGGGGGGGCCAAAUUGGAUUAUGGGCCACAAGCACUUUAAUUUUCUUGCAGGAACUAAAACGAGUGAAGGAGCAUCUGCAUCAGUUUACCACUUCAGGAGGAGAGUUGGUAAAUAUGAGCAUCUCUGGACUUCCUUUACAACUUCACAACCUCAGACUAUUUCCAUAAGAGUUCAUACUCACAUUAUAUGAAGUUGGUGUUACAACCACGGAGUAUGUGACACAACAAUGAACACAUCUUGAUCUAAUCUCAGGUAAUUAUCCAAUUAGCACUAAUUGAACUCCUCUUCUAAUGAGGAUGGGAUUGUUUGUGCAGUGUCCUUGAAAAUGAAUAACUGUAAUGAUUCCUGGCAGCAGAGUUUGGAUAAUCACAUCUUAAUUAGGGCGCACCUGUGACAGUUAUUAUGCCACUUUGGACAAGAUCACAGAGAUGCAAACCAGGACCACAGAGAGGUGAAAUCCCCUAAAAACAAAUCUCGAUUUUAUUAAAAAGCCACCACACACACACACAAGCAGCCUAUGAUGCAAGCGUAGUAAUAACAUGCAUCAUCUCUCCAUGAUGGCUCACUUUUGAUGUGGAAAAACUUUACUUACUGCAAACCACCUAUUAGAGUCUCCACAGUGUUAAACUCCGCUCUGAAACACAAAGGCAAAGCAUCUCUUUGAUUCUUUUGAUGAUCUGUCCUCCUGUCCUUUCCCAUGCACUUUUUGACACAAAUCAAAUCCUGAAAACUUUUUAAUUAUGUACUUGUCCUGGUUUCUCUUUUGGGAUCAAUAAAGUUCCUGUAUGUAGUUCUUGUAUAUGACUUUCUACAGCAUGUUUACAAGCUCAGCAGACAUGUGAAAGCUUGAUAACUGUGUAAGCAGAAGACUCGCUCCUCUGACUCUCCUGAGCUGAUCCUGCAGUCUAACCAGCAUAACCAACACCUUUUCCAAAUGACCUUUCUUUUGUUAAUUAUCAUGUAAUUGCCUUUGCAACAUAAUAAAAAUAAAAUCAAGCAAUUUACUCGUGAGGUUCUGCACGGCUAAGUGUGACUUCGACCUGCAGAACACGAUGAGAAGGUAAUUGAUUUUUGAGCGGGGUUUAAGGAGCUGCUGGAGUGGAGUUAGUUAAAGAGAAGUUACCAGAAGUUCAGCUGUAAACUUCAUAGCAUCUGUGACAAGAGUGGCAUCGCUGCAAGGACAGACACUGCCUGCUGUUCCCCCUGAGACAGUGAUGGACACAGACUCAGAGCCACAUGACACAUGGAUUUUUUUUUUCUUCCUUUCUCUAAGAAAACUCAGUCUGAUAGCAAAAAGCUUACCACUACAGUAUUUUCCCCUCAAUCAGUGUUUGAUUUGAAAGCAGCGUCUGCAUAAAACUCUGUUAAAAGGAACAAAAAUAUCUCCUUUUACAUGAGACAGAUCCAAGUUCUUUGUUUUUCUUACAACGGUCUUAUCAUAAAGUACAAGUUCUACUUCUGUGAGACUGAGUUUGACAUGCUGGUAGAGCUUAACCGACGGUAUUUAAAGGGAUUUUGUUUGAAUUAGUAAAAACACAUUUGUGCUGCCAAAGUUAGAAAAUCAUUAGUAGCUUGUGGAGGCCUAUCGUGUUUUAAGAGCUUCCCUGGCUCAACACACAGCAGCACCUCCAUCAACAAUGAGUGCAGUCUCGCUUUAUUUGUUUGUGUUGACUGAGUCAGAACCAGAUGACGAAGGAGGGCUGCCAGCUGAUUAUUAUUUAUACUACUUUCUUUAUGUAUUUAUUUAUGAUACUCUCAAGAUAGAUAGUAGGCAUACACAGUCAAUAUUUGGCUAUUGUUUACAUCGUUUGUUCUCAUAAAGGCUCUGGACUAUUUGCGAGUACAGUUUUGUUUUUUUCUUUAGCAUUGCCUGUAAAGAAAUACAAAUAGCGUGUCUUUACCACCUUACACUGGAAAACAGUAAAGCCAAAAUACUGCCUCGAUGAGCACUGACAUAUGGCACUGGUGAUGUAUUCUGAAAUAACAGCACACACAAAAGUGAUCUGGCUUGAAGGGGUGAAGGACUGAAAUCGCUAACUAAAGGAAACACACAACUUGAUUGUAGUUGUUUACAUUUUGCUCUUGUGUUUUUAUUGCUCUACGUGUUCUUAUGAUUCCUCUUGUAUUGUAUUAUUUUGGCUUGGAAAUGGCCGCGGGUAAAAAUUUUGUACCACAAACUGUCAAAGGUGUGGGGUAUGACCAUAGACUGUACUGUAUAUACUAUGGACAACUUAGUUCCGCCUACCGCCUGUAUACGGAUUUGAAGCCAAAAAGCUCUCGGUAUUUACAGGAUUUUUCUUCAUUUCCUGAAACCAGCGCUGCGCAAAAAAAACAACAACAAAACCAAGAGGUGGACAGCAGAGCAGAUUCUUGUGUCAGGCGCUUCACUAAGUCCGCAUUCAUCAACUGAACUGUCAAUCUUUAUAUCCCAAACCUCUCUUUUGACAAGCCCAUUUCUUUAAAAAACUCUGGAUACUGUUUGGAUUAAUAAUUAAAAUUAGAGUUGGUUUGUUUGUGACUCACUGGAACCCUAUACUGAAUUUAAAAGAUAGUGCAAGCAACAUGUUUCCCAACAGCUGGGGCAGGGAUAGUGUUUACCAUUGUGUUGCAUCAGCUCUCCUUUCUACAAGACUGUGAAUAUCUGAAAAACUUUUCUGAAAAACUUUCUCUCAAGUUUGGAGAAUGAGAUAUUGUCCCUUUCUAUUGGAUUUCAGAGGCUUGAUAGUUUGCAGUCCUCAAUCAUCAUAGUUCUCAUUUUUAUGAUAUGCCAGAUGUUUUGAAUGUAUGACAUGCUGGGACUACAAACAGGCCAGUUUAGCAACCAGACACUCAUUCAGCAGAGCCAUGCUGUUGUAACACAGCCAUAAAAGGGUUUGGCAUUGUCUUGCUGAAAUAUGCAAGGUUACUCUAAGGAGCGCCAACCCAGAUGUGUAAGCAACCCCUGCAACGAGUACUUGUGCAAUCCCACAGAGUUAUGAAUACUGGCUUUUGCACUGAUUGCAAACCAGGCAGUCCCUCACUUUUUCCAGAGUAGGAUGUGGCUCCAUGAUUUUUGAGCUCAUGCAGUGAUUCCUCCGACAUGGUCGUUAUGCAGAGCCGCCUGAGAACCCAAUGGUCUCAAUCAGUACUAAUUUUCUGUCUUUAGCCUUUUGAACUAAAUUUCUGUAAUUUUCUUCAACCUUUAAUAAUAUUAGACACUGAAAUCCCAAAGCGCUUUACAAUUUUGUGCCAGGGAACAUUAUUCUUAAAUUGCUGGACUAUUAUUUUUUGCUCAUGCAGUCUCUCACAGAUCGUGACCCCUCUUCUCAUCUUUACUCCUGCCUCUCUGGAUUGCCCUUUUUAUACCCAGUCACGUCACUGAUCAGUUUGUAUUAGCCUCAUUGGGAGGGAAAUGUUAUUCCAGGUGUUGUUUUUAAUUGAACAGAACUUUUUCAGAGUUUUGUCCCAAUAUUUUGUCAAAUGUGUUGCUUGCAGGAAACUUAAUAUCAGCAUAGACUUAUCAAACAAAAUCAGUCUUUUAGGGUUAACAUAUAAUAUGUUGUCUUUGCAUUAUAAACUACAAUAUUUAGCAGAUUUUCAAACCAUCAACAUAUCUCUGAUGUUCCAAAAGUUUCAGCUUCACUUUAGAAAUAAACUCUAACCUUCAUCAGAUUGUAUAUAUAAUUAAAAAAUGUUUUGAAUAAAUAUGUAGGCAUAACUUGCGCCAUUUUUUUGUGCUUAAAUAAAUUUAAUUCAAAGUCUUUACAUUUUUGAUUGAAACUGUUUCGUAAUACUUUUGAAGUUCUUACCAAUAAGCACACAAAACACUAAAAAAACGAAGUUUGACGGUCAUUGUAAAUUUAGGUUUCCUGUGGCUAAACCAAUCUCUGAGUUGGCAGAAAGUUAGGGGGCAUCUCCUCCCCAAGGCCAAAUGGAUAAGGAGAGGGCAAAGAAACAGGGAGAGAGAUGAGAGUGUUAAUCAGGGAGACAACACUGUAGCCUAACAAACAGCCCUAAUUACACUGGGAUAAAGACUUGUUCAUCACACAGCUUACGAGACACAAGUUAAUUGCCUCUGCUUACCGUUCCCUCCCUCUGUCUGAAAGCCGCUUGUUGCAAAGUCACUUGGAACAAGAGCGACUCCCUUCAUUUCUUGGUUUUCCCUUGUUCUUCUCCUUUUUUCUAAAGGUGGUUCUCACUUUUUGCAGGGAAUCAGUCUUAAGUCAUGUAUCCAAGAGGCUGAGAGGCCUUUAUUGGUAUUCAUAAUUGUUCACCAUUACAGCUCAGAGUACAAACACCAGUGAAACAAAUGUGUGUAGGAUGCAGGCACGCUGGGUGAAAUCUAUAACAUACAGAGCACAGGAGCCCCCGAGCAGUGGAGGCUAUUGCUUCCGAUGAGGUUAUCACCUGUGAAAUCAUGCAUAUAUACAUUAGAGGUCACCGAGCAACCAUAUUCAGUAUGAAAACACAUAACAGGGUUUAUGUUGUGGUAGCAGAUACAGCAAAAGUAUUCUCCAACUGUGCCUUUGGCUGCAGAGCUGUGUGGAUCAAUAUACUUAAAAUACAUAUUGUGACUGUGUUCAAGAUGAUAUGUGGAUUUCCUGCCGUGAACUGUGUCGCUGUCAAGGACAGUUGUCUAUAUAUUCCUCUGGUGGACGUGAUCUGAGCACACGGAGAGGCAAAGAAAAGUAAACAGAUCUAAAGUGAAAGUUUCAACAGUGAGCUUGUCAUGCUUGCCUUAAGUCUGAAAUGAUCAAAGCACAGCAGUGAGCAACAAGUGUAAAGGGAGGAGGCCGCAGCUGUGAAUCACACACACACACACAUGUCUCUGCACACUUUGCCAACAGGGGAUUCAAAAGAUCUACUCGUCUACUUAUGCUGAGAUAUUCGCACCACAUGGACUGUAAAAUGAUGAGGCAGAGAACUGCACCGAGGGCAUUUUUACUUCAUCAUUUUAUAUUAACCACUUCAAAACACAUCAUCCAUUAACUGUUACCUACGGGAGGGUUCAUAUAAUCUGGAAUAAAAUGACAUGAAUUCUCUGUGUCGACGUAUUUCAAAAGAUUGAUGUGAGUGGUAGGUUUGAGUUAUUGAUUAUGGUUUCAUGUAUGUAUGGAUUUCAGCUGGCAUGAUCAGUUAUGGGACUAUUUUAUGGAUGCUAUCAAUGAAAGAGAAACUGCAGAAAACAUCUCUCUCAUUUACCUCUUUUCUUCCCUAAAUCACCCAAGGCCAGGGUCACUCUACGGUCAGGUUCACAUUGAGCUAUGAAAGGCUUGGCUUGCUUCAGCGAUGAUGUUUUUACAUGUCCCAGUGAGUGGCCUUACAGCGACAACCAGUGGGACAGGUGUAAAAACAUUGCUUUGCACUUCCAAGUGACGUAUAAGAUUUCCCUUCAGACAAGUCAGUCAUUAAAACAAAAACAGAGGGCCACUGACACCCAUAACCGCUUCGAAGUUCUCAGUAACCAUGUAGAUUUUUACUACUAGGCCUAACAAGAAAACAUCAGCACCAAAGAAUAUUAAAAGGAGCCUGAAGAUUUAUGUCUGUUGGUUCAAGGAUUUUGUGACUUAUGGCUCUUAAUUAAUUUUAUUGGAAUAGUGAGCUGUUCAAGUCCCUGAUAACAGCAGCAAAGCGUGCACCCAAAUUAAAAACGUGCCCUUUCAGCCAAAUGUUUAAAUCUUCUGAGUUCUCUCUCAGGUUGUGCAGAGGACACAAUCAAUUCCACAAUCAACAACUCCUAAAUCUUCACAGAUGGGUCUCCCUGAGGCAAAACCCUAUCAGUCAAACAGCCAGUGAGUCAGGGUGCUGAGUAUUGGUUUGUUUUAAAGCCCACUAAGAGGAGAAACUCACAUUUAAAGUUGGAGCAAAUGCUGUGAGAUCAUUGGCAGGGUUUCAUCAGAUAGAUAAACACUCACAUACCUGCCGUUGAGUAAGGCAAGGAGCUCCCCAGCGUGGUACAGGUCGUUGCGCGUCACCCGGCUGAAGCGGAAGGAGUUAAGGUUGCAGAAGGUGACGGAGGGGAACACCAUCAUCGGAGCAGCCACCUCGUCCAGCUUGGUGACAUGCGGGUACUGGAAGUAGAACUGCACCCGGUCCACACACACCAACACCAGCACACUCAGGGAGCCGAGGAAGAAUAAAAUCCACAGAGUGCGCUUGAUACACAUCCGCUCAUAAGUGAACAUGUGCGAGAUGCCGUGCAGCGUGGACCUGCUGGCGAAAACUUCAAUAGGAGCUGGCUGCUUGUAGUCCAUGUCGUCCGAGUCCGCUUUCAUAUCCAUUUUGUCCCCGGGAUGAGUGAAGCUGCGUGGAGUGGAGUGGGGUUGAAAACUGGCUUUAUAUACAAGUUGAUGUUCUUUUAAUUGUAAGGAGGUUACUGUCUGCAAGUUCACGCCCUUCUACGCAUGCAUCCCUCAUUCAGUCUGUGUGAGAUGUUGCGUCACUGACAGUCGGCAAAACAACCCAACAUCCACGGAGGUAACCUCAAAAUACCCCCGUCCUUACAUGUACACUAAAGGUGAACAUACAGAUGUGUGAAAUCACGUGUUGUACUUCGGUUAGGGUCACAGUUCCACAGUGAAAAAUAGCCGGGCACGGGGCGCGCAUGGAGAGAUGCCAACGCUGUCCUCUUCCCGCACACUUCUCCUCUAUUACGACCGAGUUGAUGCUGCUUUUUACGCUCAAGGCAGAAAGCACCAGAUAGAUUCAGGAGGAAUAGGAAAAAGACUGCAGCUCGGUGAGGAAAGCAGCGUUAUCAGAGCCAUAGAAUCACAGCGGUGUUGUAUCCUCUCUGUGUGCUCGGCAGGCGGAGGAGGAGAGUGCACUGGCUUACACGGCUCUCCAUGCUCGUCAUAUGCAAUCCCCAACACGUGCAGAAUAACAAAUAGCCGCUGAUUUCUCGCUCGUUAGCGUCUUAAAAAGCUGUCCUCGGGGUGUCCAUGGGAUUUCACAGCCAAUGUAAACAUCUGCAUCACAGAGGAGCUGCGGUCUGUCAGGUAGCAGCUCUCCCCUCUCAGUGCGCCUCUACUCGCUCGCUUACAUCCAUUCCCCCCUUCCUCCGAGCUGCCUCCACACAACAAUGCAGGGAUAAUUACUCCGGCUUCAUUUGGAUUCCAGCUGGUUUAUCCAUCAGUAAGAGUGUAAAGGGAGAACAUAAUGAGUAGCCGAGCUGAAAAAGCGGUUUAUCAUGCGAGAUGCCCAGUGUUGAAGAUUUAGGGAAACCACCUCAGAGGCAGUCGCGCUUUGCCGGAUCAAUUAAAUUCGCCCCAACGAGGAGCGAGCAGCGAUAGGAUGGCAUGUGUCUUACACCGGGUGACGAUGUCCAACGUCGGUAUCACUUCGAAAACACCAGGGACGAGGCAAUGUCACUGUUUUACACCAACAGCUGCAGUUAUACACAAUAUGACUAAAAAUGUCCUUCCCUAUCACUCAUCUCUCUAUGACCGUCAGUCCUCGGCGCUAGCUUAACUUCGAUAGUUUUCGCUAGCGUCAACUUUUCUCUAUGCUCACUUUUUGUUUUCGUUUAAGAAAAUAAAUAUUUAAACAAAAAGUUUCCUUGUGCUUCAGAGGUGUGGUAAAUUGAGCUGACAUAUUUGUUCUGUUUGAGAAAAGUAGGCUUAAAAUAGCGCCAACUAACUUCGAACGGUCCAAACUGGUUUAAGUACGGUGGCCCCGUAGGCCAAAACAGACAGGUGUGAAAUUGAUUCCUUAUUUGCGCUAUUUCGGCAGCUAAAAUGGCGGUCAGUCAAACAAAAACAAACAAACAAAAAACAUACAGGCAUUCCGUAACAUCAAAGCAUCCAGGACAAGAGGUUUACUAAGAAUUAAAAAAUUAACAAUUUUGUCAAUAAAAUAUAUAAACAUAGAUAUAAAAGUAUAAAAGGAAUAUUAAAAAUGCCACUAUAAUGGAGAAACAGCUGAAAAUUUUUCAUAAAAGAAAACCCACAGUGUUCACAAAAGAAAGUUAAACUAAAAUGUAAACCAACAUAGAAACAAAAUUAUGUAACAAUCAACAGAUAAAUCAUAAGUGAAUAAAUUAAAAAGAAAAAAAAGACACCAGCUAACCAACAUUUUGGAAGUCAGUUGCACAUCAAUGUAAAAGUUAUCUCCUAAAGUCAAGGUGUAAAAUCCACAUUAAACCAGAUACUGAAAAGGGUUUAAUCAAAUAAAGUUCUGCCACUGUUUUAGUUGCACCACAGAGUACCACUAAACUAGCUAAAGUACUUCCCCAGAAUAUUAAUAAUAGUUUUCUUUAUUAUGUUCAUUGUUAGCAAGAAGUUUUAGGCCUCUCAAAGUUGUCAUUUUUAAUAUCUGUCAGCAAGGCUGUUUCUGCUUGUACACGCAACAUUCAGCUCUUAAAUUAACAUGCUUUUAGUGCUGGAAGUGACAUUUCUCAAAUCACAGCCUUUGAGUGUGUUCGUGUUAAAUUUUAAAGUGGAAAAAGUGAAUAAUCUUCUGGCUCUUCAUCAGCAUACUGGGCUAUCUUGUACAUUUAUUAAACAUUUAAAUCCAGCUAUCAGAUGGAAAUAAAAUGUAAUGAGGAAAAAGAAAUGAAAAGUAUGGAGAAGUCUUACAGUUAAUUUUUACCCUAAUUGCAAACCAGUGCAGUAAUUGAGCUGAGUAGAGGAUACCAAAAAAGAGGAGCACUUGGCUGACUUCAAGUGGAAGACUCCCAUUAGCCAACAGACAGGCUAAUUUGAUAAAGUUUCCCAAAAGACUUCUUUAGCACUUAAAUUCAAAAGGGGCAGAGGUUCUCAUUAAGAACUUACAGCUUACUGGAAGUGUAGCUACUAGACAAAUAAAAAACAACCCAUAAGAAGCAAUGCAUAACAUAAUGUGUUAAAUUUCAAAAACAUCGGAUAACUGUAACGUAAUUUAAAAGUAUUUCAACAGGAAAAAAGGAAAGUUUUGAAGAUAUAAUGUUACAGUUUGAAGUCUAGACAUCCCACAGCCAAUCACGGGUGCUGAUAACACAAACAUUCAUAUGGUUAAUGGAUUGUAUAGAAAUAUGUUUUCAGUCUUCAGACAACUUAAAGUGCUUUUACACUUAUAAACAUUUGCCAUUUUCAUUAUUUUUAUGCACGGAUGGUAGAAACUUAAGUGCCCAUCAGUGUGACAUUCUGAUUUAGAGACCCCAUUAAUGCCCAGACAGGCACACAAACAUUUGGGUGGAAACCGAACCGAUGUGGUAUUUCUCUAGGGUAAGUUGUUCAUUUCUUUUGCAAAACAGUAAUUUGGCAGACAAAACCUCAAGCAUACAAGAAUACGGACAAGCACCAGUACAAAGUUGCUGUUCACACAUGCACACGGGUGCCACACAUACACAUUAUGCUUGUUUACAAAGGCAUGCACGCAAACACAAGGUUGUAUGCAGUGUCACACAAAUCCCCGAACAAAUCAAUUUUCUCCCUUGACCAAUUCUCUGUAGUCGCCUGAAUGGAACAUCCAAAUAUGUCAGAGUGAGUGAGCGAGCCAAGCACAGGCGAUAAGGCAGAUGUGUCGCAAGACUGCUGGUGCCAAAUCUAUCAUAGACACCGUAUUGCCAAGAGGAGAGGGGAGCUCACCCAUGAAAUUGUUCAUAAUUCGUCCAUAAUUGCCAUUUGCCAUAGUAUUGACUGUGACAAUGUGGCAUCUCAUAUUGAUCUGCAGUGCUGGGAAGAUGAGCCAUGCUCCAUACAGUGAAGUGAUGUGGAUUCUGGGUAGUCAUUGUGCAGCGGUGAUACAUACACGUUGGUUUGAUAUUACAGGAGAUAUUAAAUUACUGAGGAAGCUUACCCAAAUUUAGCUUUUGUCACUGUUGCCAGAGUGAUGCAGGAUUUUCUUACUCAGAUGAUGCUUUUAACCAUUUAUAUGAUACUUUAGAGUAAGAUUGUGCAAUGCUCCUGAGAUACCUGGUUGAGUAGACUUCUCUGACAAAGCUGCUUUCUUUGUAGGGUGCUCUCUCGCUCAGCCCUACCUAGAAAUUUCCUGCUGUCCAGGUCUGUGUGUGAAUACAUUUCCGUUCUUUUCCAUUAAAAAAGUGAGUCUUUUUAUUCCCAAGACAAUUUUGAAGGCUCAAAAGUAGAAAAGACCAUCAACCUUAUCCCAUUAGCAACAAAAGUUGAGCUCGCUAUGACUGCCAAACUGGUUAUAUGGUUUUAUACAGCUUCAACAAACUUCAGCAGGAUCAGCUAUAUCAGGGUUGUAAUUAUGUUUUGAAGUAGAACUAAUGUAGGUCCUUUUGGAUGCACUUGCACAUACAACAUUAAAGAAAAGUAGUCACUGUGCCUUUAAAAUGCAAGUGAAAAGUAUCAUGAGGGAUGAUGUUUUUUUUUUUUUUACCAAGCAGAAAAGCACUUACAGGACCAGGAACAAAAGGAAACAAAUGCAUUAAGACAUUUAAGCCCUUUGUGUGCCUCCCUACAAAUAUGAACAUUAAAAGCAUGAAGAUCAGAACUUCCAAGCCCUAAUGUGCCCAUCGAGGCAUUUGUUCUUUCUUUUGUUAUUGAUUUGUCUUACAAGGGUCUGCUAUUGUAAGCAAUGAUGUCAGCACUGACGGCAGCAGCCUGGGUAUAUUUGAAGUGCCGUUGCCAAUGACUGCCUUUCCAUUUUUGAAAAUUGAGAAGAUUUUGGGAGUUAGAGCUGAAAUGGGGAUCAAAAAAUAAAGAUAUUUAUCUAUUUAUUUAUUUGCUAUCGAAGUGGUUGUCCAUCCAUAGCAUGGCAAUUGAUCCCAAAACCAAGAGUAUCGUUGCUGGCGUUUUUAUUCAGUCUAUAGUAAGCUGUAAAUAUCAGCAUACUCCAGUGUGUGGUAACCACAGGAGCUCCUUUUCUUCUCAAGGGUGGAUGCUGAGACCCUUUCAAGCACACGCCAGAAAUCCACCAGAGUGAGUGAGCAGCGACUCUACAUGACCAUGUGUCCAUAUAGUGUGACAAGGAGAGUCAGAGGAGAGAGGUAUAGACAGGGAUGGAAAGCCAAUAGCUUCAGCUGACCGGUCACGCGAUGCUGGCUGUCAGCUGUUUCUUCCAUAACAGGAGGAGGCCCAUUUUAUGACGCAUUAUUGAAUAAUUUGACUGACUUAGGAGUUGUUGCAUAUUUUUGUAUCAAGAUUUUUUUCUUGAAAGAAAAUUGAAAUACACACAAAGUAUACAUUUUUCUUUUUAAUGCUACAUAUAUCACUAUAUUUUGUUUCUGGCCCCCUCUGAACCCUUACAGGUUGCUUCCCCCACGAGUUAGUAAGUUUAUUUUAGCUCAGUUAGUUCAUUUAAGUGGCUGGCAACACCUGACUUGUUGUGAUCUUGGCCGAUAAACUUUUCUGAAUUGGCCGGACAAAAAGUUUGUUGAUUUUAAAAUCCUGGUGAAAUAUAGAUGUGAUUGUACCUCCCUGACUCCCCUGUCACUCAAGGCCAAGCCACACCCCCAACAUUAUAAAAGCCCACCCUCAGGCCUUCUCUUCCUCUUGCAGCCUGACCAUGAAUCAGCGGAGAACAAAGGGAGUCUAAAUGUGAGUGGAAAAUGGACUAAAACCUAACUAAAUUUUGUUUAAUUCUCAUGAUUUGUAUUAUUUCUAAUAUGGUUUAUAGUCUAAUGUUAUUUUAUUAGAUUGCUGUCCAAAUAACCCCCAAUUUUUAAUUUAUUGAUGAUUUUACCUGUAGUAUGAACGUAGCUAAGGCUACGUUCAUACUACAGGUUAUCAUGCACAGAUGUAGUAGGACACAGCAUGUGACAAGUAGUGUAUAAAACCCGCAGUUUGAGAAAUGCGUGACUGAACCUGUUGGCGAUUUACGAGGAAACUGUGCAUGUUCAGUGUAAAUUCCUCUCUGAAUGAACUGUGUGGUAAAGGUUCAGUGAACGAAUCACUCACUGAGCCCAAUUUAGAGUGUAGACAACUAGCAUACCAUUAAAGCAUCAUAAUUUAAACAAGUUCAUUUUUACAAACCGGUUUGUCAAAGUAAAACAGCCAAACACUCUUGUCUAUCGGUCCCAGAAGCCAUGAAUUGAACUGAAUCCUGAACCAUUCAGCUGUGUAUCAGUUCAGGAAGUUACAGGCUCCUCCCGCCGAGCACUGAAUGAUUCAGUGAUUUGGUGAACGAAUCUUUUUAAUGAACUGACUCUAGUGGUUCAGUACAUCUAAAAGAUCUGCUGUGCCCAUCACAAAUAGAGUCUAUGGUUAGCACAUUGAGAAUAAGAGCUUUUUCUUCAUAGAGAUUUGUGAGGUUGAGUCUCAUUUACUUAUGAAUUUGUUUGACACUGUUCGUAAAAGCAGGCUUAGCAAAUAAAAAGAGAAAUUCAGCCACUCUUCAUCCCUUUUCUCUCAUCUCUUCUCUCUUGUGCCCUCUUUCCUUUCAGCUCCCUCCAUGCUGACUGGCUCUUUCUUUGGCCAAGACUACAUGGUGUGCCAACCAUCUCAGUAGACGCUGGCAGAGAAUAUGAACACACUCUGGGGUCCCAUUGACAAGUCUCUUUACUCAUCAUCGGCACAAGUGGGACACAGAGAGACCAAGAGUCUCUUGACCCCGAUGAUCGGAGUCUGUUCCCGUCCCACACCUAGAAAGAACCUCCUUCCAAACAACUGUUGUUUUGGCGCCGGUCCAGAGGAGGACAUCAUCAGAAGGUGACAGACAAGGUCUUCAUAGACAGAUGGUCGUUAGAUCUAAUAAUGAGUAUCUGCAGAUUCCACCCCAGAUAAAUGCAUACUACCCUAGUGGGUGAUGAUCAUUAUCACUCAAGGGCGCUGUUAUCGGCAGCAGGGGAAUCCAUCAACGGGAAGCCUCGAUACCCCCAGUUGCCACAGCUCUUUGUAAUGCAGUCCACAAAGAAGCCCUCUCUCUCUCUCUCUCUCUCUCUCUCUCUCUCUCUCUCUCUCUCUCUCUCUCUCUCUCUCUCUCUCUCUCUCUCUCUCUCUCUCUCUCUCUCUCUCUCUCUAGUGAUGGUCAGGCAUGUGUGACUUAAUGGAGGGGUACUGCUUCUCUGCCUCUUCAACUCUGUAACACGAUAUAAUCCUUUGGGGUAAAAGCAAACACUGCAAGGCCAUUAGAACCUGCAUCCCUUUACAUAUUCUGUUUUCCAUGUUAAUAAUCCGCCGAAUUCACACAGCGGUGAUUUUCCACCGGCAAGCUUAAAUGCUGUUUCAGGUUGUAAGCUUUAUAAAUAUAUUGUAGCUGACAGCUGUUGUCGUCACACUUUUUCUAGAAUUAAUGAGGAGCUGAAAAGAUAAUUCACACUCAAACUCCUGAGGGAUGUAGGGUCUAUUUUCCUGUUGGACUACAUACAUCAUGGAGUAGGUGACUAUUAGAGUAAAGCUAAUGCUAGCAGUCUGCUGAACAUUAAAACGUAAAUAAAGCUAAUGGCUAGAAAUGUGUGCCAGCUUUCAGUGAGCGUUGGAGGCUUUGUGGCAUAUGCUUCCAUGAGAUAUGUACAAACCAUGCUAAGGCUAAUACAGCUGUGACUGUCAAUAAGUUAUUAGGUAUCUUGUUUGCAAUGCAAUGCUAGGGUGACCAUACGUCCUCUUUUAUCCGGACAUUUUUGGAGGCUGUCCAGUCUGUCCGGGGGAGUUUAUAAAAUCUUUCAAAUGUCCGAGGUUUUGAGUUUGUGUGCAACACUCAACCCAACCCAAAAAAAACCUCAAAAUUUUACGCACAACUCUGCCCUGCCUAGUAGUGUCCUUUUUGGGGAUUCAGAAUAUGGUCAGCCAAUGCACCAAAUUCAGACCUCUCUUCAGCUCAUUCUCAGCUCAGAGGGGCUAAAAUGCUGCCCUGACGUUGAAUAGGGUGCACAGUGUGUCUUUUUUUAUUAAUGGACAGCUGGAGGGAGGUAAUGUUUCACAGAUCCAGAUUAUGCUGGCAAAAGGUGUGAUCCUGUUAGCUGUGACUGUUCCUGCUGGUUUAUCAAAUAUGUUGAUUUUACAAGCCAGGUACCUAGAUUUUGAGAUUUAAUAGUCUUUUCAUUUGCAAAUAACCUGGAAGUAAUGAGAUAAAACCAUAGACUGUAUAUUGAACAGAUGCGUCUGCCUCCUCGCUGCCUCCACCCUGAGAACAGCACCCUCUGGUGACGGGCUGCAGUAUAGGUCAUAAAUCCUGCCUCCUCCAGCAAUCCCUAUGGAGCUGUGGACAAACUUUAGAAAUUAAUUACACAGAAUAUACAUUUUUCUUCCCCUUAGUUGCGAUGUUGACAUGUAGUUACUGUCAGACUGGUUUGUGCUCAAGUCCUUUUUUUUCUGUACAGCUCCAUUUUUAAAAGUUAUUAGGGGAUUCAUGUUUUCUAUGAUUGACACUCGAUUCAGCCUAUGGGCGUACAAAGAUAUUCUCGACUUGAACCUAAUAUGGUAGCUCCUUAAAUGGUGAGAGAGUGGCGGUAACAGUGAAAAUUUCUAGGUAAAGACUGACCUGAGGAACAGGCUACAAGAGCAUCUCACCAUCUGCAUGAGUGUGAGCAUCUAUUCAUGUUUUCUUUGAUUGACUCUUCGUACGAAGAUGCGUAGCUCACCUGGGGGAUAUGCUGUUUUAGCCGAGCAUCGUCACAGCAACUCUCCCGUCAAAUGCAUACAAUGCAACUGCACAAGUGGUAAUUUCAGGAAGUGGAGAAAACUGCUGAAAUACCGAGAGUAAUUUGGCUUCAAAUUAGUAAAAUGAUGGAAGGUGUAGCCAAGUUGUCCACAGUGUAUUUGGUCUAUGGGUAAAACCACAAAGAGAAAUCAUGAAACUAAACACAAGACCUUGGUGUAAAAGUUGCUAGGUAAAGUGCGACACUGUGUUUUUGGUUCUCCUUGCUUUUUAAAGUACAACCUGAGCCAUUUUAUUCCAAAGUGGGCAUUUGAAACAACUACUUAAUAACCUGCAGCUGUAGUAGUCAAACAUCUGGUGUCUGUUUAGUCCACAUGAGGGAAUUCAAUUUGUGAGUAAGGAGCAGUGUCAUGUCACCACUGCUACACCUGCCCUUUUAGGGUGGUUGAUUGUGUCUGAACAAGGGUUAUUCAUCUGCGUUUGGAGCUCAAUACAGCCUGACAUCUUACUGCUGCUGCAAGACUGAUCAUCCACCCCUGGAAGAAAGUUCAAGAACCGCCAUCCACAAACUUUGUGCGUUCACAGCCUCGGGCUUGAUCCAAGGUGAGCGUUAUGAGAUAUUUGGGGAGCUAGUAAUGCGAGACCUUAACACUUAUUUUACAUUUAGUGUUUUGACAUUUUAACAAAUGGAGACACCAGGCAAAACCAGUUAAUGUUCUUCUGCGUCUAUUUUGGCCUGCAGGCAGAUCCCCUGUCACUGCUGACAUCUGGAACAACACAGCUGAAUUCACUCUUUGUAUUCUGAAAGGUAAGCAGCUGAUUGCACCAGUUUCUUGAUUUUAUAAGCACCUUGAGAGGACUGCUCAUGUUGUAUGUGCCGGUGUGGACUUGUGGAGUUAUUCCUGCCGUACAGUUUUGAGACGUUGGCUAUUGUCCACAGCUAAAACCCCAUUAUGGGAGAAGACAGUGGCUCCACGUCAGUCUUCCUCUCUCAUGAGAAGAGCAAAGAACAUUUAAAUUAGCCUUAAGGAGGAUUUAAUCCUAAUGACUUCUUUUCAUUAGCAACUAAUUAAAUAUUCACAUACAGGCUUUCACUCUGGCCCCUCAGACCCACUCUUUGUCCUGGCCUCCUAUUCCACUGGUGGUCUGCUGCACAGUAUUCGCCUGUACUUGGAUUGUACUCUGCCACUGCAUGUAUGAGAUAUGGGCUUAACAAAAUGGGCACCUACUCUGUAAUGUGACAUGAAAGGAAUUAGUUUUCAUUGCAGAGAUAAUUGAAAAUUAAAUCUCUUGCAGUUACUUUUAAUAACUGACCAUGAGGAGUGCUUACGGGGUUAUGAGCAGUGAUCGAGCGCUCAAUUACUUCAACCAAAAUUUUGAAAUCAUUUCACAUGUUCGAGAAUAUUUGAUGUAUUUUAGUUUUGCCGGGGCAGUUUUUGGAAGAGACAUAGAGACUGCUCUUGACAUACACGUCGGAUCUCCCCUCCUUAUGAUUUACCAACCUGGUGACUGGCCACGAGGCCCAAUCAAUGGCUUUAACUCAAACUGUUAGCUCUGAAGCACAGAGUGAAAUACUGAGGCUGAGCCGAGUAAAGCUCUCCUCCUUUCCUAAGAAUGGAUCAGCAUCUAUUUUCAGAGACAUCAAAUAAAACAUCUGAGUGCACCAGUCGAGAAAAAACCAGGGGGAGAAAUCCUUUGAAUCCUGCACUUUGCACCAGCAUGAUAAUGCAGUUUAGCAUAUAUGCCACAGUGCCACAGUCUUUUAGCUCCAGUAUUCACACAUCUGUCGAAGCCCUAUUUGAAGAGCGAGAGAUGAAGACCCUCAGUCUGCUCAUAAUUCCAACUUAAUUUCAAAAUUACUUUACCCCAAGUUAAUUUCUUCCUCCAGACCCUCUGUUCGCAGUGAAACAGUAGUCAUGCAUGAAAGUAAUAUUUCACAGACCAAUGGAGCCCUGAGAUUGCACUGUCUGUCUCUCUGUACCUCCAAUUGUCAGCGGUACAAAGUGAUUGACAGAAUACACGAUGGAUUUGGAAAUCGCAGGUUCAUCUCCCUCAGAUAUCAAACAGCUUAGUAUCUUAACAUCACCACUUCUCUGCUGCAUAUCAAACUCAUAUGUUACCUUUGAUGCUUUAUUAUAAGUGUAAAAUAAUUUAACAAUUCAUGCAGUCACACGUUCCGACUCCAAAUUAACAAGUUGCCGUAAUCACAGCUCACGUAGUCAUGCUGGCUGAGGCUCUCUCUGUUAAACUGCGCUAAUUGACAUAUAGUUAUUUUCCCUCCUUUCCCUCAGGGGAUAAUUAUGAUGACAGCCAGUGACAAGUAUAAAUGUGCGGUGCUAUAAAAACAUGCUUUACACAACAGCUGCACAAGCUCUCGUCACUGCUGUAUGCGCGUGUUUUAAUUAGAUUCCUGUGUAAUUCUGUUAUCACUGAACAUGCUGCUUUUACUUUCAAUAUCACCUUCAGGUCCCUCUGGUCCCUUUUGGGAGCAGGCGUAUUUUAACUCUCUGCAUUGUUUUCCCAUUGAUAAGCCAUUUGGCAAGUCAUUGAGCAGAAAUAAGCUUUAUUAUUUUUAUUUCAUUUUUACACAUUUUGAAAUUUGAACUCCUUCUCUUGUGCUCUUUAUAAGCUAAAUAACCACACUUGGCUCUUAGUGUCUUCUAAAAGAAAAAGGAAAUCUUAUCCUCCUGACUUUAAAGGUCAAGCAUGUCAUAUAUUGUUAAUAUUUUGUCGGGGGUUUCCCAUAAAAAUAUCAGUGGUGUACUUUACACAGACAGGUACAUAAAGGGUUUAAAAACAAUUGUUCAAAUUUAUAACCAGGACUGGAGUUGGCGAAAACAAAACUCUGAUGCAGUGAAAUAAGUGAAAAACAGUGAUACAUGGUCAUUGUAAGACACUUUUCCGAUGUCUGCACUUUGGGUCAGUUUGACUAACUAUGACUUAUUUAAAAGGGGACCCAAAGGUUAAAGGGAUAUUCCGGUGUAAAUUCAAUUUGGGUCAAACACAUCGUAACACCGAGUUAGACACCCCCUCGAGAGAUGAAUGUUGCCGACCGCUUGCUUCUCUAGUUAUACCAACUUUAGUAACGACCGCAGGAUAGGGAUACACAGCGGUCUAUGUCUCCACACACAAACCUCAACCCAAAAGCCACUCUAGAGCCACAAAUAACGCUCAGAACAGCACCUAACUUCAUCAACAGGACAUAUAGGAUCCCAACCAUAGUACUAGCCAUCAAACAUCUUUUUAACUUUGACUAAUUUCUUUAGCAAAGAGGCUAAACACGACUUAUCCACUCUCCUCCAGCAGCCGCUUGUUUGUGGGGGAGCAAAGACGAGUCGAUCACCAGAAAAUUUAUGAUCAUUACUUAAUGGAAAUGCAAUUUUUCUUCAUGGAAAGGCAGAAGAACUGCCACGUCUGCAGUGCAAAAUGAUUAAUAUGAUGAUUAUUACUUUAUGGAAAUGAUCCGCUAAAGAAACCAGAAAAAGCUAAAAAGAUGUUCAAUAGCUUGUACUAUGGCUGGGACCCUAUAUGUCCUGUUGAUGAGACGUUAUUAAAGUUGGUAUAACUAGAGAAGCAAGUAGUUGGCAGCAUUAAUCCCUUGAGGGGGUGUCUAACUCGGUGUUUCGGUGUGUUUGACCCUAACUUAAUUUUACGCCGCAAUAUCCCUUUAAGUACUCACAGUCUGUUUAAACCGCGCAGGGUGGGUGCAUGUUUGUUAAAUUUGAGUCUUUUGCCUGUUUUUUUACUGGCUGAAUCCCUUUGCAAAUCCAAAAUACCCAGUAUAACUAAUUUCAUCUGUUCAUGUCUUACUGGCUGAGUCUUUGUUUGUUUUUUGGGGGGUAAUUUUAGUCUGUAUUUUAGAGCUUAAAUGUAAAGAAGAAGGAUGACACCAAGAGAGGUCACUGGAUUAAAGUGAAGCAGCGAUUCUGCAGAUAUUUGGCAUGACCUGUAACCACUAAGAAGGAGUUUCAGUUGGGAAUAUUGAUGAGCAUUUCUAGUUUAAGUGUGGAUAUCAGUUCCCCAAAGCCCUCUAAUGGCCUAACCUCUAUCCCACACAGUGUUACGAGGAUGAGGCAUCAUGGUGAGCCAGUUUUUAAUCACCUUCCUCUUCCCUCUAUCACACAGUGAGGAAAGCUUGGAGCAGCAGACUUCUUUUCCACUCCAGUAGACCCCAUCACUGCUGCAACUGAGGGCCAGGACCUGCGAGCAGGGAGAGAGUCUAUACCAGACCCAGCAGCUGAGACCAGGGCAGAGGGGGAACAGCAGCCAGGGAACGGGCAAGCAGCUAGAGGUGAAAGCAGCAGCAGCAGCCUCCGCCGCAGGAAGACGGAGAUGGAUGAACAGCUCUCUGCUGGAUCAAUCAGGCCCUCGUAGCCACAGCGGAUCAUCUUUCUCCAGCAGCACGUAAGUUAUUGUGCUGCUACACCAUCUUGUCCCUUCCCCCCCUUUAAACCACAUCAUCCUAUAACCUAGAAGGCCCCUUUUUCGCCACAUAUACAGAGAAAGCAGGAAAAAAACAAGGACAGAAAUAUGAGAGGGGAACGUGAGCCGGUGAGGAGGCUCCAGAGAGGCGGAGGAGGGGUGUGUGGGAGCAUGUAUUGAUUGUUUUCACUGUGGUAUAAUUGCAAUUAAAGGUUGCAAACAAGGCCAGUGGAUCAGUUUCUCUGCUGUCACCCAGCAGGACGCACAGCAGCACUGAUGCAUCCACAUACACAUUUUUACACACCAGAGCCAGCGGGAGGAAAGUGCUAACACACUGUCGGACACUGCAGACCGAGAGGAUUUGUGCCGUGUUGUGCAGUUAUUCGGCGCUCCAAUUUCCUCCGACCAAAAAAAAAAAAAAAAAAGGUUUUCAAGUGGAAAAUAACACAGGAGCCACACACAGGUGUAGGGUGGUUUAGCUGUGUUCGGUAGCUGCUUCACUUUGGAGGCAGACAGAGACUCAUUACUGGAUUUGAGAUCAUGUUCACAUCAAUGACAGUGAGUUUGAAUCCUGCACAUCCUUUUGUUCGGAGAUUAAAUUAGUAAAAGGCUGAAACUCAAUCCCAUAUUGUCCUUGUGGUAUUUGUUUAGUGAACUAUGCAUGUAUUCAUUCAGACUGUGAGAAAGAGAGCUGUAAACAAAGAGCUCUUUUUAAGUUUCUGUGGUUUUCACAGAAAUCGUAGAACUCUUAUACAGCUGGAGAAAGUCAACAACAGAACUGACUUCCUUUGUUAGGGAUGAAACUAACAAUGUCGAGCCUCAUGAGAAACAGAUGCUCUCAUAAAGUGUCUGUUGUCCAGCUGAACUCUGGUUUAGUAAAAGAGGUUAAGUAGGAGUCAUUUUCAAAGAUUUUUAACGUCUUUGAAGAUUAAAGCUGUAUUUAUGAAUAAAUUUGGGUGAAGAGCUUGAAUUGGGUCUUUUAUAGAGUUACACCAACAGUUAUUUACAUCCGGACUCCGCAGUUCCCUCGGCUAUUUGUUCCUCUGAUCACUUUUUUUGGUCACAAAUUCAGUGUCUUGUUCUGUGCCAUUGCUUUUAUCUGAUUUGUUUCAGGCAGUGGUGGACAAAAAAAAACUCUGAUAAAUGAAUAGCAAAUAGCAGGAAGUCAUUGCAUUACUGAGUGGUAGAAAUCACAUACUGAGCGGCAGCAUUAGCAUUCAGCUUUAAUGCCGGGAAAACACAAGAAAAGACUUCUUUAAAUAGAAAGGAGCAGUUGUGUGACUCACUGGAAAAAAAAGUCAUUCAACAAGAAGUGAGGACAAUCUCAGCUGAGAGUCGAAGAACAGAGAACCGGAAAGAUGGCUGCAAUUUAAAGACCCACUCCGAUGAAAAUUAUGUUUUUCUUUUUGUUCAUAUGGCAUUCCUCUGAUGCUACAGGACAUAUCAAGAGAAAACUAAGAGCGAAAUUGCAUUUCUGUUUAUUUCUGCAUUCAAAUCUCUGUGAAUCUCUAGCAGACCCAAACAGCAGGUUCAGAUCAUAGACUGUAUAUACUAUGGACAACUUGGUUUCGCAUUCCGCAAGUAUACAAUCUGAGAGCUGAAUAGCUCCUAUGUUACCUGCUUCUUCUACUACACCAACAAUAUUAGGCUACAUGUUAGCGUGAAGAGGAGUGUGCAGAGCAGCACUGUCUCCGCCCACGACUCAGAGGUGAAUUGCUAAUGAUCUACUGGAGCUCUGCAGAAGAAAAGCCCUUAAAAAUGACACAGGUGACGUGAUUUUGACAAAAAAAAACUUAAUAAUCACAAUUUAAAGACCACUGAGAACACUUAAAAUAAUAAAGAAAAUACAAUUGGAGUGAGACUUAAAAGGAACAGCUGAAAUCCAGAGACUGAAACACGGAUCUGCAGUUAUAAAUAUGUGAACUAAUACUUUAACAUCUAUUGUGCUUUCUGUUAACCUUUUAAUACCCAGAACAUUUCAUUUACAUCCACAUUAUGUUAUAGUUUAUUGGAAAACAUCCACUGAUACACAUGUAUUUGUUCAUAACCGGAUACUUUGUGAAACUGGCAUUCUAAUUUAAGAACUUUUGACGACAUUGUUGUUGGUAACUUACAUUUCAACUUUCCCAAAUCAACCAUCAAAGUUUGGCUCAUUAUCAAGACUUUUGUACAAGACUGAGAAACCAGGUUCCCAUAAAUGUAAGGAAACCUGAUUUCUGGACCACUUUGUCUGUUGUGAGUUAAUGGUUCUUCUACUGAGUCACUAAUUAAAGCAUAAAUCUGUCAGUUUUAAUCAGUUUUUCAGUCUUUUCAGUAGUCCAUCUAAUGCUCACACCAAAGCUGAAUAAAAUCGUGUGCAAAUGAGUUACAUAAAAAGUCAAUUAAGGAUGUUUUGCCAAUCACUCUGACUGAUAAUGGAAGAAAAGUCAGUGUCACAGUAUAAAAUAAAGACGAGGACACAAAAAAUCAUAUUAAAGAAACAAAAACAGAACUUACUAAUGUCAUGUGUGCACAAAAUGUGAAGAAAGUAAUUCACUUACUCAGAUGAUGUAAUGUAGGAGAGGAGGGGCGCCUUCAUGACCUUUCAGUCUGUUCACAUCAAACAUAGUGAAAGUUGACGAGAUUGAUGAGUUGAUGAGAUUCAAACAACUUAAUUAACCGACAUCCUCACUCACUUUCCUCCAGGCAAACUCCCUUUUAUAUCAAAAACAAGUUGUUUCCUCUCACUGAGGUAGAUAUGCACCAUCACGUACUGGUUUGAUGAAUGAACCUCCACAAGUACCAACAAUGACUUAUAAAUUAUUGCAUGUAUAAUUCGUCAAAUUCCCCCGCAUCAAUUCGCACGAUCUGCUCCAUUUGUGUCGCCUGACAAGAACUAAUCGUGCCUUUACAUUCACUUAACAUGUAAUUCACUCAUGCAAAUGAUUUUAAUUGCCUUUGGUGUGAAUGCAACAUAACCCAGUCCAAAAUUAAAUGUCUGAGCUCAGAGGGAAUCCAACAGAAGAAACCCGAACCAGAGGAGAUUACAGGGCCACCAACAGAGACAGAAGGGAAGCUCAGAAACUUAACACACACAAAGAGGAGAAUCAAACACAGGUGAAACUAAUCAAGGCAGGGCAGAGAUCACAGGAGAGAGAAAACACAGUAAUUAAGACGAGAUUUGAUAGAUUUAGAUAAAACUAGAAACACAAGGAGGAGCGAGGAAAAGACAUGAAAUGAGAGCAAAACAGCUGGGAAACAGGAAGUUAAACAAGUCGAAAAACCUUAGAUAAGACCUACAAAAUAAAAGAAAGAAAUAAAAAAUUAACUAGGGCUGGGACUCGAUUGAAAAAAUUUAUCUAAUUAAUCAUAGUCUUUGAAAUUAAUCUCAAGAAAACACAAUUAAUCGCAUUCAUUCAGUGUGCCAGAGAGUUUUUCUAAAAUGGUCUUCGCUCUGAAUCCACUCAUCAACAAAAAUGCCCAUCCACGCCAGUGAGAUACAUUCUGUGGUGCAAAAAUACAGUAGGUGUGAUUAAUAUGUGUUAAUGUUCAAAAUGAGAUAAAAUUACUGCAAUUAUAGGUGGUGUAGGCAGGAUUCCAUUAAAGACGCAUCAUUUUUUUUGUGGUGUAUAAACAAAAAAGCUUUUAAUAUCAGUCAAUAGUUAUUCGUUAUUCGUGACAUUUGGGAAAAUCAUGAUAUCGCUGUGUUUUGUUAUGUCUGUGUAGUCAACAUUUUAAAAUAUCAGAGCGUUCUGCUCUUUCUGCUGUAAACAAAGCCAUUCUCCGCCCCCCCCAAUCUGCUUGGUUGGUUGUUAGGCGGACACUGCUCCCCCGUGUUGUUCACGAGCCCAAACAAAGUUAGCGUGCUACAAUAUCAGAUAGUAGAAACCAACCAGAAAGUUUGGAAAAUUGUCUGAAUCCUCCUUUGGCCACGACUGUCAACACAGCAAAGCAAGAAAACAAAGUAAAAACCGGAGACUCUGGAGGAAGAACGGGUGCUAAAAACAGAGGCAGACUGGACAAGAGCUAAAAAGCCGGGUCAACAAUGAUAGGGGAUGCUUUGGGAUCUUACGGACCCUGUAACCUUUCUGCCAAGUGUCUGUAACAGAAGUGUUUCUUGUCAAACGGACCUGCUGUAGCGUGUUGUAGCGCCAUCGCUAAACUGUUGACCUCGGGUCCUGGACUAUGUCACUUUAUCCUAGUUGUAGAAGUCCUGCAAACAUUGUGUUUGCUGGUAGUCUGUUGGCAUCUACAGUAGCACCAAUGCUUUUUACUUUCACCUUGACUGGGCCCCAUUUGUAAUUAUCUGAAGUAUUUAUCUGCAUCAUAUCUGAAUUUAAUUGGAACGAUACGAGCGAGCAGGAGCGUCUGUUUGUGGGCGGGGCUUGUUGGAGCAGAGAGGAGGAGCUGAGGGGAAAACUGGUUGGGAGGGGUAGAGUUUACAUUCAAGAUUUCUCCUAAAAACUGGAACUACCUCAGAUCCUGACUACCCCACCUUUAAUUAAUCACAAUUUAUGCGUUAAAGUCCCGCCUUAAAAUUAACAAAUUUUGAAAAUACAAAGUAGGCUCUGUAAGCAGAAAGAUAAAGCUGUAAACCUGCAGGUUAGCUUGAUGGAUCCGUAUCGCCACUGUUAGCUAGGAGGCUACCUCAUCUCCACCUUUUUGUCUGUUUCCCUGAAGUCACAAUAAAUUAGCAUGUCUUUGUUGUCCUUUCAGAAACCAGUGGAUGAGGUCACAGAGACUAUUUUAUAUAGUCUGUAGUCAACAGCGAGCUCUGCUGCCCCCAAGUGGCCAAAAAAAAGUGACCUUACACUAAUUUAAAGUCCACACAGCAAGCCUGCAGCUCCCCACUCAGCUGCAGAUGACAGAGUAUGCUGCAAUAAAUGUCUGUUUACUUAAAGCAGUGUUAUUUUCUAAUUCUGAUGGGGUCUUAAAUCGUUUAGCUCCAGUCUGAGCUUUUAAAUAGUGUCACAUUGACAUAAUCAACAGUUACUCUGUGAUAACCCAGCCUGACUUUUCUAUCUCAGACCCAAUCAGAGCAUCCCAUUAAUUUUUUUUUCAGAACCUCAAUUUCCUUCCCGCGUUCGUGAGACAUCUUUAUGGGAACCAAAUCGACUAUUCAUUAACGGGGGGGAGGCAGUAUCAAGAGCAAACAUCUUUAAUUAACACAUCCCCAACACUUCCUGUCUUUGAUCUCCUCAUUUGAUUUAUGCCUCUGCGAGAAAAAAAGGCGUCGGCAUGGUGGAGGGGGUACAUGAGGAGUUCGGAGGGGGACGAGGACGUCUGUGAGAAAACACAAAAACGUGGAGCCCCUGUUGAUCAGGAAGGACCGCAGCAUUAGGACCUUUUCUCUGUGUGUCAUGGGGCAAGCUCAAUUACCAGCGAGUGAGGCUAUCUUUUUAAUAGCCUGAUAAGCAAUAAUCCUAAAUCCACCGUUUUAAUGACUUUCUGUCUAAUUAAAGCCCAUUUCAUAAAAGACGGGCACAUCAGAGGCUUUACUAUAUUGUUUAAGAACCUAUUGUUGGAAAAUAUCAGCGUGACUAGUUAGAAACAAGAAAAUGGCCUUUCUAGAGUAUUAAUAAAUAUAUUUUACAGAGAGAUUUACCCUCCAAAAAAAUCAUCAAGUGGUCAAAUCUGUUCAAUGUUAAACAGGUCAGAGGAAGCAGAGGAGAGAAAUCCUCCUCAGCUCAGUUCUCACACUGGAUUUAGGGGUUUUGUUUUAGUUAAGAACACAGUUUUGACUCAGUCUUUAAAUGUGCCUUUCAAACACCAAAUUCUGUAUUUAAAAUGGAUUAAUAUUUGGGGUUUGCAAAGAAAAUCACGAGGUAGCAUGUAAUUUACACAUGUCCUGUAAAACACAGAUGAAAUGCUGUCUUAAAGUGUGUGUCCCCGCUUGGCACAGUCACAGUGACUUUUGGUCUUUAGCACCAUCUAGUGUUGAGCCGCUGUAUCCUGAGGGAAAUAAGGUCAAAAUGUAAGCUCCCUGUUUUUUGACUGGGGUCAUGGAUAAAAAACUGCUUUGAUGGGAUAAAAAUGCCUGAAAGGUUCAGCUGCAGUUUAACAGUUAAACAGAUUUGAUUCACCUGAAUGUUUUUAUGCCACAGCAGUUUUCUUUAUUCACUAGUUAAUUGAGUAAAAUGUAACUUUUAAACUCUGAAAAACAGGAGAAUCGACAUGAUUGAAAUAGACAUUAAAAACAAUUAGAUUAGGAGGAAAAGAAGAGUAAAUCUAAACAAACUGCUUUUGUAAGACGUCCAUCAAGAUCAUGGUUCUUAAUCUCGUCUGCAAGACACCAGAAAACUCAGAGGAUCAAAAUCAGAGGACUGCAGAGUUUUACUGCGUGGCUCUAGCAGCCCUUGAGUGUGAGCUGGUGCUUGACAAUGCACAGCUGUAAAUGCAAACACGAGGACUAUAAACUGGAUUCUGGAUUUACGAAGAUGAGGAUGAGGAUUGGUGUGACACGAGGCCUUCUGGAUGACUCUGAACUUGUAGGCAGUUCAGAGAAGUGUAGCUGAGAGAAGUCAAAAGCAAAGAUUUAUAAUAAUCUGAGUAUAAGCGACUAUCUGACACACCAAUCCUGAGCUUAGCUUUAUUCUGGGAAAGAUUAUUUCUUUUACAGUUAUAAUUAUAUGGACAAUAACAGGUUUUUGGGUUGUGUAAUUAUAAAAUUAGAUUUUUUUAAUUCCAUUAUUUUCAUGGAUACGUUCAUAUGCUCAGCCCACGUGGGUUUACAUGACACCCUGACUUUAAACAGUCCUGGAUCGGAGUAAACAGCAGGACUGUUUACGGUCAGAUAACAUCAAAUAUGACUUUAAAGCUCGUGUGAGGAAUUUUUUUACAUUUAUGGAAUAGGCUGAAAUUCAUAUUUAAGUCAGUUUAUGUCAAAUAAAAGCAAACAAGAUCAUCGGAAACAAGAUGAAGGAUUUUAUACUGUAGUUUUUAGUGCUUGAAAACAGCGCAAGGUCUUUCCAAAUCUCAGUUUUGUUUUUUCUUAAAGAUUUUUGAAUCAAUCGGAGGAAGAACAUCAGAUCUUAAUUGUGCCACUAAGGAUCUUUAGCUUCUAGAUAGAAAAUAACAUAACAUAUACCUCAGGGGUAAAAAAAAUGUUUGAUUUGCACACAGAUCUGGCUAAAAAGGAGCUUUUUGAAAUGUUUUUUCUUCAGGUUUCAGAAAAAAAACUGAUCUUUGAAUUGAUCAGCGGUACAGCACAGAUUGUUCCUGUAGAUGUGCAGAAUAUUUACCUCCUCAAGAGCUUUUUGGCCAUGGACAGAUACUGAAUGUGUUUUGCUCCACUUCAAUACUUUCCCUGACAUUUUAAAUUGUCAAUUUCACAAUCAGAUCAUUUCACACUCUCUAUAAGUCCCUGAAUUUGUUGGGAUUGUUUGAAGCAAGUCUAUGAAACCCCAGAUAACACUGUAACACCAGGAUUUAUUUUUUAGAGUCUUUGUGGAUUUUUAAAUCUUGUCAAUCAUCAUGGUUUCAUUUAGCAUUCUCUUUGCGUUGAAAUUCAACCUCUAUACUUCUAGUUUUGUGAGAAAAUACAUGGGUGUCUAACACAAUCCUUGAACAGUUAAGAUUAAAGGUUAUGUUUUUGGGUUUCUCUCUUGAGAGUAACAUCAAAAAUCAUUUAAAACUUGCAGAAAAUACAUCCAGGAACCAACUUUGUAACUAGGACAACCAGACUCCCUAAAAUUUUUUUAUUUUUUAAGAUUUUCUUCUGAUUAAAUGUUCUCCUCAGGACCAAAAGUCAACACAGUGUUUCUUCUAUUCCACAGGCCGAGUGUCUAACUAAGGUACGGUUCCCAAAUAGACGCCGUUGACCCAAUCAAACCAGAUAAAUACACAAAAACCCCUCUAAGUCCUUUGAAUCACGGUGACUCAUGCCAUCCACUGAUAAAGCUGUCAGUCAACAGUACAUGUUAUUCUUCACGACUGGUCAAAACAGGAGGUGUGUGCAGGCUGACUGAUAACGCCGUGUGAGACACAGCACAGGUGCGUACUUGGCUUCACUGCAGGGAAAGAAAAGUCACACUUGUUCCAUCCCAGUAAAGAGGUCGAGUUCGGGUAUAAAAGACGGAGGAGCGCUUUGGUUUCUUUGUGAAAACGUCCUGACACCGUGCAGACAUGCUCAGGUUUCUGUUGUUGACAAGUCUCGCAGCCUUGGGUAAGAAAAUGACCAAAACAACAACCACACAUCAUUGAUCUAUUGCUGUUUUUUUCCACUCUCCUCCUGCUGUCACUCAUUUUUAGUUUAGUCCUCACACUAGAGUUCAAGGCUGAUACUCCUCUCUGCCAGUUCACUUUCACACUUGGCUGCCCUCUUUUCUUAUUUCUUUUUAAUGUAGGUGGAAAGUUUAUCACAUUAUGAGGCUUCUAGGGGAGAAAAAAAAUAAUAAAUGAAGCCUCCUGUUUUCUCGUUUUUAAACCAGUGCUGGCUGAGCUGGAGCCCCAGCCCAGGUACCUGGAGGACAGCACUGAGAGGGUUGUCGGAGGUGAGGUUGCCAAACCCAACUCUUGGCCCUGGCAGGUAAUUUAAAAUCAGAAGAUAUGUGCCAACAUUUAAGUAAUCCUCCAAAUUAAGAAAAUCAGAUAAGUCACACUAAACUCUCUGUUUUUCCUCUGCUUAGAUCUCUCUUCAGUACAGAUCUGGCAGCAGGUACUACCACACAUGCGGAGGAAGUCUGAUCCAGAGAGGCUGGGUUAUGACAGCUGCUCACUGUGUGGACAGGUAACAUUAUUAAGCACAGACUCUGAAUUUUUUACCUUUUCGAACUUUGAAUGCAUAUUUUCAAUAUCAGUUGCUAACUCAAGUCUAGAUAUUGAGGUAUUGUGUUUUUCUAAAUGUCAGCGGCAUGAGGAAACUUCCCACAGUCCCUCAUACAUAACAGUCACACACCAAACACGUUAAUUUAUAGGAUGAGAGUGGAGAAAAGUCUCAAGAUAAAUAUGCGACAGUAUGGGUGUAUUGGGGUUUUAACUUGUAACAUCAGACUGAUCAAUAAUUUCUGUGACCUUUAUAUCUGAUCAUUACUCCCCUUGGCAAAAAGUAGUGCACUUAAAGCAUUUUAAGUGUACUACUUAAAAUGCUUUAAGUGCACUUAUUUUAUCAAGUAUGCUCGAUUAUUAGUAUAAGUAUAUCAAGUAUAAUACCGACUAUGUAAUUUUAGUGUGCUACAAAGUAUACUAAUUUGAUACUCCUUCAAACUAAAUAGGAACAUUUUGAGUUUAUAAAAGUACACUUGAAGCAUACUUGAAAGUAAACUUCUUGGUCUAUUAUUAGUUUACGAGUAGUAAUAAACGUCUAGUCCCCUUUUUAGUUUAUAAAAGUACACUCUAAAAAACAUACUUUUAUUAGUUAAGUAAUUAAUUAAUUAAUUUUAUUUAUUUAUUUAUGGGGGGGGGGGGGGUGCAGCAUAUGGUCAGGACAGAAAUUGAACCCAUGACCAUGUUGGGGACCACAUUCUCCAACAAGGGGUGAAUUUUAAUCCACUUGGCUAUCUGCCUUUUGGUAUGCUUUUGUUUCAAUAGUAGUACAUGUUUGUAUACUUGGCUUGUAUUCACUGACCAAGUGUCCUUAAACCUAAGGCACAAAUACAUACUUAAGUGUCUCCUGAACUGAAGUUUAUGUCUAAGUUUAAGUUAAAUAUAUUUAGACUUUUAGUUUAAUUCUUAGUACAAGCCAAGUAUUCUUAACAUUAACAUUAACCACAAAAAGUAAACUUAAAGCAUACUUAGUUUAAAACCAGUAUACUUGAAGUUUUCUUCAACAUACUUCUUUUUGGUAAGGGUCAUGACUAACAUUGCAGUUCUUUGCGUCUUCACUUUAACGAAACAGUAACAGGGAUUACCGCGUCGUCAUCGGGGAGCAUGACCUCAACAGCAACAGUGGCAGGGAGCAGGUCAUCUCCGUCAACCAGAUUUACAUCCAUGACGGAUGGGACUCCAACAGAGUGUCUAAGGGGUGAGGACUGUGUUUGUUUAAUCUUCAAGUUUGAUGUUGCUGAUUUCACGAACUAUCUGUUAUAACUGAGAAUCAAAUCUGUGAGAAGAGCAGCACAGUCUGUGAGGGGGAUUUGUGGAACAGUUUGGAUCAUAUUUCAAUCUAAUAUGGAAAUAAUCUUUUGUGGGAUCUGAUCAAACUGCUACUAAAGCUGCAUCCAAGCUUUUCUCUUCAUGGGCCUCUAUUGUUUACAGGCUCACUUCAACUAAACAUGUCUGUAAGCUCCGCCCCUUUCUUUUCAAAUGACUCUGAAAUGAUCCAUGCAGUUCUCUGAUCAGCCUGAAGCUUUGCAUGAUAGAUGUCUAAUAUCAGACAAUGGCAUCUGGCCAACCCAUCUGCUUCGCAAGGUUACACCUGACAGGGAAGAUUGUGACAGAUUGGGGUUUUAUUAUGUCUUUGCUAUCGGCACAACAAGCUGUAACUUUCAUUUAAAUGUAUGCGAGGAAUAGUUACCGAGAAGUAAGUAAGGGUAGGAACAAAUAAAUGAUUACAACAUCCAAAUAUUGUUCCCAUUUGAGUGUUUGUGUUGAUUGAUUGCUUUUGAUCCUCAGAUACGACAUCGCCCUGCUGCGUCUGAGCUCUGACGCCACCCUGAACUCCUACGCCCAGCUCGCCUCUCUGCCUCCCUCUGGCCAGAUUCUGCCCCACAACAACCUCUGUUACGUCACCGGAUGGGGACGCACUUCCAGUGAGUUGGCCCCUCAGUCGGUUUAUAUGUUGUGGUUGAGUCUUUUUUAUCUCAUGAGUCAUAUUUCUGCAUAUUUCAGCUGGUGGCAGCCUGUCCGCUCAGCUGAAGCAGGCUUACCUGCCUCUGGUCGGACACGAUACCUGCUCCAGCAGCGGCUGGUGGGGCAGCACUGUGAAGACAAGCAUGGUGUGUGGUGGAGGUGGUGCCGAGGCUGGAUGCAAUGUGAGUCUUUUUGGAACUGAGGCUUGAGUUACCUUUUCUCCUCUGUAUUUGAAUUUCAACUCCUGUUGUACAUUUUCUUUAAAUUCCUGUUUCAUCCUCACAGGGUGACUCUGGUGGUCCUCUGAACUGCCUUGUCAACGGAAAAUACUACGUCCAUGGCAUUGCCAGCUUUGUGUCUGGUUAUGGAUGCAACUAUCCCAAGAAGCCCACCGUCUUCACCCGCGUCUCUGCCUACAUCGACUGGAUGGAUGCUGUAGGCAUAUACUUCUAAUAUAAGUGAUAGAUAAACCUCAGAAUAAUGACGGAAUUGCUUGUAAACUAAAAGGGAAAGGACCCAACAUGUAGAACAAAAAAGGAUUCAUUUAAAAGGAACGAAAAGAAAAGCAACAAAAACUUACUUUGCAAAAAACACAAGAAGCAAAAUCCAAAGAAACAAAAAUUACUGGGGUUAAAAUCACAGGGAGCAACAGAGGACACAAGAAUACGCAUCGAAAUACACACAGUGAACCAACAAGGAAACAGAGGAAGACAGGGACUAUAUAUACACACACAGGGAAACGAGGAACAGGUGAGACACAGGUGCAGACAAUUAGGCUACUAAGGGUUGCAUGUAGCUGCAGCCUGCUACUAUGUAGGUGUUUGCUACUUGGUUCAAAUUCAGCACAUGAUUGGUUCAGUGCAAAACAAACCUGGUGCAACUCCCCUUUUCAUUGGCUAUUCGUAUAGUCUACCAAACAUGGCAGAAUGCCCACUAUCGAAAAGCAUAUUAACCGUGUUUUAUAUUGAUAUCGAGGGAAAUUAAUUUUCAAUAUAGAUAUUGUUAUCGUUUCAUCGCCCAGCCCUAUGUAUAUGUUUAUAUAUAAUAUUGAGGUAAAAUUCAACAUAGCAGCAGUGGUAAUAUAUUGAAAACUCACAACAAUUGACUACAGGGGAACAGAAACACUCGAGACAAUACACAGAAAAGUACUCAAACAGCAGGAGGAGAAAACUAAAUUAACAAAACAUACCAUGACAGCAUUUUUAUUGCUUUUUUGGAAAUGAAUGGAAACUUGUAUGUGAAGUAUAACCAGGACUUGUUUCUUCUUUUUCCAGAUCUUGAACUAAACAAAGAGUCCUCCGAUGUGCAGCACAAAGAAACAGAGACCGAAUCCUCCGUGUUUUUAUCCGCUGUACUCUCUUUUGUUUGGUCUCAUCCUUAAAAAAUAAACUUGAUUAAACUUUGAGUGAUGACUCAUUCCUUAUCAGAAA
Xyrichtys novacula (pearly razorfish) is the source of this 31604-nucleotide messenger RNA. NCBI's taxonomy places the organism in Eukaryota, Metazoa, Chordata, Actinopteri, Labriformes, Labridae. The record is from the annotation of a GenBank genome assembly.